Molecule: messenger RNA, 915 nt
Organism: Myiozetetes cayanensis
Lineage: Eukaryota; Metazoa; Chordata; Aves; Passeriformes; Tyrannidae
Gene: GPX1
Product: glutathione peroxidase 1
Exons: 2
Biological process (GO): response to hydrogen peroxide; glutathione metabolic process; response to selenium ion
Cellular component (GO): cytosol; mitochondrion
Molecular function (GO): glutathione peroxidase activity
Source: RefSeq, a predicted model, not a curated record
GCGGCGGGAGUUCAGUGCGAGCCCUCAGUGCGAGCCCUCAGUGCGGGCCAUGGCGGCAGCGGGCGCGGCCGGGCGAGCGGCGGGGCUGGCGGCGGGGCUGGCGGGGCUGGCGGCGCGGCCGCUCGGCGCGGCGGAGCCGCUGUCGCUGGGCUCGCUGCGGGGGAAGGUGCUGCUGGUGGUGAACGUGGCGUCGCUCUGAGGCACGACCACCCGCGACUACCUGCAGCUCAACGAGCUGCAGCAGCGCUACGGGCCCCGCGGGCUCCAGGUGCUCGGCUUCCCCUGCAACCAGUUCGGCCACCAGGAAAAUGGCACCAACGAUGAGAUCCUGCCCAUGCUGGAGCACGUUCGUCCUGGCAACGGGUUCAAGCCCAAUUUCAUCAUGUUCGAGAAGUGCGAGGUGAACGGGAAGGACGCGCACCCGCUCUUCACGUUCCUGAAAGAGGCGCUGCCCUUCCCGCACGACGACCCCUCCUCGCUGAUGACCAACCCGCAGUACAUCAUCUGGUCCCCGGUCUGCCGCAACGACAUCGCCUGGAACUUCGAGAAGUUCCUCAUCGGCCCCGACGGGGUGCCCUUCAAACGCUACAGCCGGCGUUUCGAAACCAUCAAGAUCCAGGACGACAUCGAGUUGCUUCUGCAGAAGGCUCCCUAGAAAGUCCUCUGCCCAUUCCCCUCACUCCCUGCUCCCCUCGCUGUGCACCUGCUUGUUUUUCUCGCAGGGAGCUGCUGCUCUGGUGGAAAUCCCAAUGUCUCGUGCAGGUUUUGCUUAUGAUGGUGCAUCUUCCAAAUCCUUGAAGUGUACUUGAUGUUUUCAAAAGUUACACGGGAAUGUUUGGGAAGCUAAGCCGGGGCAAGCAGCUGUGAAUCUCAGUACCUUACUGUGAUUCUCUGAAUAAAAAAAUGUGUACUUUU